AUGGCUGCGAAAAGGCCGGCAAAGGCAAAAGUGCACAUUGCACCCCCAGGAGAUUUUAUUGCUCUUGGGAAGUCCAAAUCAUCCUCUGCCUCCGAUUUAGAUGUUUCUCGCGGUGUUCCUUCACAAGUGUCAUCAAAAAAACUCCUGCCAUCUUCAUCAGAAAGGAAAAGAGAGGCACCUCCAUCAUCCAUCUCUGGUAUAGCCAAACGGCCAAAAAUUAUACAAGGACAAACAUUUACACCCUUAGGACGGUCAUCUGAUGCAGACAGACGAAGUUCACCAGCUCCUAACACAAGUUCUCAGCUGGAUGAAGUUGCAAUUGACAUUGAUCCACUCAUGUUGAUGGAAGAGGUGCUAGAUGCAGAGGACACGUGUAAUGAUGAGAAACUAGAGGGGCUGUUUCUGGGAGCAAUAAAAAAUCUUAGAGCCAACCGCUCCAAACCAGACUCUGUAGUGUACCUAACUCUAAUGUCAUUGGCCAGAACCCAUUCCAGCCUUUUCAACAGUGAGCUCAUUAUUCAGGCUUUCUGUAGUCUGCUGAAAAGAGAAUUGUCACUAAACUUCAAAGCCAAAGGCAAUGUACUUGUGUCUGUUUUUGCCUGCAAUGUGCUGAUGGCAGCAUUCACAGAGGAGGAAAACUGGCCAGAUGACUUUGUGAAGGUUUUUGUUGAAGAUUCCUUGGGAGAGCGAGUGUGGGUAGAUCGAUCAGACUGUAAGAGUUUUGUUGACAAUAUUAUCACAGCAUUCAAUACAAAGUUACCUUCCAAGUCACUUUCUCUGUCAGUAGAUAUGUCUGGCACUCAAUCUGGCUCAGCAAGUCCAGUGGUGUCUUUUCUGGAUGAUGAUGAUGUGUCGAAAACAUCAGAUAGUUUAGAGGAUAAACUCAGCAGUAUUGGAGAUGAUGAGGUCAACGUUUUUCCUAGAUACCCCUACCAACAGGAUAGUAUUGAGUCCUAUGUGAUGGAUAUUAUUCGUGAGCAGUUGAGUCGUCGUCAGACAAUGGACACAUCAUCCCGUAAUGUUAUUCGCUUGAUGACUGCCACUUGUGGGUAUAGUCAGGUGCGACUCCAGGCCUCACAACGGCUAGAGAUGUGGCUGCAGAACCCUAAGUUAACACGAUCUGCCCAGGAUCUGUUGAUGUCCCUGUGUAUGAACUGUAACCAGUAUGACCAGAACGACAUUGAGGUUCUCUCACAACUUGUCAAGAUCAGGAUGAAAACUAAACCACUUCUUAACCAUUUCCUCACCUGUAUCAGGGAGUUGAUCCCACAGCAUCAAGAGAACCUACGGAUGAUGCUUACACACACCAUCUACAAUGAGCUGUCAAAUGCCAGAAAUCCCAACAAUAUGGCAUUGAUCAGUGUGAUGUUCCAAACAUCAUCUGCACAAGCUACCAAGGUAUUGGCAGAAAUAUUCCAGGAUCUGUUAUCCAACAAGGAGGAUUACCUCCGUGCACUUCGGGCCUUAUUCCGGGAAAUAGCUCGCACACUGAAACAGGAUCUCAAAUUGUCAUCAUUUUGCUUGAACUUAAUGCAGGAACGGACAGAUUCCAAGUUCACAGAAAUGGACAGUGCAUUAAGGGAACGUUACAUUCUGUCUGUUGCGGACAUGGUAGCUGUCACCAUCCUAAUAGGAAUCACACCAUCUGUACGAGAGGCCAAGGGAGAUAAACAAGAUUCAGAAGUUCUUCACAAAUAUCGCCAGCAGACAGCAAUGAUACAACGAGAUGCUGUAUGGUGGAUGCAUACUAUUGUAUCAAAAUACGUUGUGGAGCUCAAACCUGAACAGUACAUUCACUGUCUACACAAAGUGCUGUUCUUGGAAAGUCCUGAGCAUUACUACAGCAAAGAUAACUGGCCAUCAGAAGGAGAGAGAGGGUCUCUACUGAGGAUUGCAUCAGAAUCACCCGUCCUUGAGGACACCCUCAUGAGAAUUCUGGUUAUAGGUCUGUCCCCAGAUAUUCCCAUCAAUCCCCCAGAUGCUGUGGAACUGGUGGACCAGCUAGUGAAACGAGCAGCUAGCCUCAGCUGUGAUGGUGAAAAGGUGCUACAGAUGGAAAGACUAGAGUUAGUGGAUGCUCUACUCAAUUUGUGUUCAUAUAGACAUCCUACAGACAUAUCUCUACCUAAAGGAUACAGUCCCCCUACAUUGGCUAUCUCCAACCUCUACUGGAAAUCCUGGAAUAUACUCCUCAUCUUGUCUGCUUUUAAUCCUCAUACAUUUGGUAUCACGGCCUGGGAGAAUUACCCUACACUCAAGUGUCUAAUGGAGAUGGUAAUGACAAGAAAUUACAAGUUCCCACCUCCUACUACAGCUUCAGAUGAACGUGAAAUUGAGGAUAUCAAGAAUCAGGAAAAACAGGUGUCUGAACAAGAGAAACAAGAAAUCCUUGAGUUUGAGAGCCACCUAGCUGCUGCUACUAGUAAAGUUACUAUCACAGAGACCAACAGUUUACUGGUCACUCAACUGACUGCCAUGAAACCCAGUGGAGUGGCACGCCAGCCACCAGCAGCCAUGUUAGAGCAAGUCAGGAUCCUUAAUGAAAGUAUUCACAUCGGACAGAUGUUGUGUCGGAGUCGCAAACCAGACUUUCUGUUGGAUAUUAUUCAGAGACAGGGUGCUUCCCAGUCUAUGCCGUGGCUAGCAGAAUUAGUGGAAGCCAGUGAGGGAUCACUUGAGGUCCUGCCAGUCCAAUGUCUGUGUGAAUUUCUCCUUCACGAUGUAACUGGUAUCCCUACUUCUCAAGAAGAGGACAGUAAACAACUGGAGAAACACAGGAAGAAACAGAAAGUGAAGAAACGUGCAGAGCUUGUUAGUUACCUCCGCUCCAUUGUUCAUGCUGACCCACCCGAUUUAACUGCUGUGACCCAAGUCCUGGACUACUUCCUCAGACGACUGUCAUCCACACAGGCCUCCAACCGGCACCUGGCUAUACAGGGACUGUCUAUGUUGAUAUCAGUAAAGGACACUUCUGAGGAUGAAGCUAUGGAGACAGAGAGUGGGUGGGGCCACAGCUGGCUUCUGGAACACCUACCCACACUGGCAAUAUUCCCCCAGAUCAAACCACAGAUCUGCGCCGCUCUCAGACAGGCCUGCCAGAUAGAGACAGAGCCAGGCCUCAUCAGUGCCUGUAUCAUCUACCUGUCUCAGCAAGCCAUGGACCAGAGUCUACAUGAACUGGACGACCUUGCUUUGGACAUGGCACAGCUGAUAGUGGAGCGUACCACAGUCAUCAACCACAUACUACCAGUGGAGAACCAGCCUUGCAGUGAGUUGUCUCAUGUGACACUGAAGGCACUCAUAGACCUGUAUACCAAUUAUCUACGCAAGGCCAAGGAGCCAGACAAGGAAGCUUAUUCAUGGUCUAACAUUCAGGACCAGAUUAUUCUACAAUGGAAGGGAGGUGACUCUGCUACGAUGCACGUCCUUGUGGUUCAUGCAAUGAUAAUACUGCUGACGUACGGGUCACCCAAGGGUGGAGAAAAGGAGUACCAGGAUUUACUAGAUACCUGGUUCCCUGCAGAAGGACAACCACCCUCAGCAUUCCUUCUAGACACCUCAGAGGAAGCUCUACUACUGCCAGACUGGCUGAAACUACGUAUGAUUAGAUCCCAUGUGACCAGAUUGGUAGACACAGCCCUUCAAGAUAUUGAGGCAAACCAGCUGCUGCUGUUUGUCCAGUCCUUUGGAAUCCCAGUGGCCAGCAUGGGUCGCCUCCUCCACUGUCUUGACGGCUUGGCCAUGGAUCCCAGCAUACUGGAGCAGGCAGUAGAGGACAAGGCUUACAUGGCCCAACUCAUAGAUAUCCAGCAUAUGAGAGGUGCCCAGGGAGGAAACAUGUUCCGCAAACUGCUUACAACCCAAGCUCCUGUUAAAGAAGUUGAGGAUGCUGAAAUGAAGCCUGCAGAAUCUACAGAGGACAGCUUAUGGAAACCUAGAGCUGCACAACAGACACAAAUGUUCCAGAAGACAGAGAUCACGAAUGUGAUUGUACAGGUGUUUUCUGCAGAUGGUAAGAGAGACCAAGAAACAGACCAACAGUUUCACAAACUUGUCACGGGUAUAACUUCAAGAAAACCAGAAAUAUCACAACUUGUCAUGGAAGUCCUGUAUGAGAAUGUGAGAAACAACAUAUUCCGAGACAAGUUUUGUAGCCAUGUGAAGGCGUGUCCAUUGCUGAAAUCUUUGGUGGCCAGUAAGUGUGGAAGUCGAGACUCCCUCCAACAGCUGAUGAUGGUUCUUAGUGCUGCAGAUCAGACCAUCUCAUCACCUGCUAUGUCUGUGGUAAAACACUUCCUUCUCCACUCCAAUCCUGUGGCAAAAUCUACACCUUCUCUGAACCUCAAUGAUUUAGUAAAGAAGAGGUCAAAGCUUGAUGAAGGUCAUCUUGAGUCACGCUUGACAACCUGUAUGAGGUCAGCAAUGACCAACCAGAAGUCCAGUGAGGUGGUCAGCAGUGUGUGCCAGACAAUGAUACAGACAGAAUCUGAAGACAGGUCAGAAGCAGAGACCUCCAUGCAUACCCUUCUGUUAGACUGGUUAGAGCUCCUGGACCCAGAAUUAGUGGCCCUGGCACCUGACCUUCAACACAAGCUCAUGUUCUCUCCACACAAAAGCCAGAAAAGGGACAAAGCCUGUAUGGAAAAUACCACAAAUGAAAGUCCUGCAUCAGGAAAUCAGUCUGGUCGUACCUAUAGUAAUCAGGCUUAUCUCCUGGCCCUCCUCACACACCAGAGCAGCUGGUCUGCUCUACACCGCUCCAUCAACACACUACUACAGAAGUCUCCCUCCAACAGUUUUUGUCCAACCACCGUGUUAGACUUUCUAUGGGCAUGUUUGCAGAUACCUAAAAUAUGGCAAGGUAGAGAACAGAAGAUAUCUAAGAAACAGCCAGUAGAGAAUGUACUGAGUCUGAGUCAAAGCCAGUUGGAAACAAUCCUCAACUAUACAGUGGAGGAGGCAGUAACCAAUGAGUCACACAAGGACCACAAGGGCGUACCACUCUCCAGCAGGGUAGAGCUAAUAGUCACUUGUACAAACAAUGAGGAGAGUAACAUCAAGUUUGUGGCAAAGCAAGCUCAGGAUGCACUGGCUGAAAACAGAAACAAGAGUAUAUAUCAGAAAGUGUUGGUGGAGUUAUAUGCUCAGUGUCCUCGCCUUCUAUCCUGGUCUCCUGAUAUUUCGACUUCUCUUUCUGACAAGUGUCUCUCACAGGAAACCGCCAUCCAGGUUGACCUGAUAUCAUUCCGUCUGCUGACAAGCUUGGGACACGCUGGCCAUGGCCGAAGGAAUGAGGAAAGGAUGCAUGAUGCAAAUAUAGCAUGUCGUAAAUUAGCCUCACAACACCCUCUACUGAUGUUACGUCAGUUGCCUAUGAUGAGUGCCCUACUCAAGGGUAAAACACAGUUUAAAAUAGGCCAGCUACGUCACCAUAACUAUCUACAGCUUUUCACACACAUCCUGGGGUUGAUGGAGGCAAUGCAGCCAUUGGUGUUCAGACGGGAUUACACAGCCAGUCACAGUGACAUCCUAGAGUCUUACAUGUCACUUUUACAGUGUCAUGGUAUGGAGAGGAUAUUGGCUCCUAUUGUUGCCAAAUUUGUCAGAUACCUUCAAAACUACAUGAUGUGUGAGCCCCAACAUUCAAUUAAUGUCCUUCAACCACAUGUUGGGGUGUUCAGUAACCUUGCCAUGGUCUACCCAGAUAUGCCCACCCUGAAAUCCCUGCUGGCAGGAUUAACCUUGCCCAGACAGACAGAGAGUGACUCUCCUCACCAAGGUGAUGUAACACUGGGGCUAGCACGCCCAACCUCACCCUGGACUGUUGGACAAAUUGCUCCAUACCUACAGAGACUGCAAAAUACCACAGACUCCUCAAAUAUUCUGGAUGUUUUGCAAGAUCUGGAUGAAACUUCAAAGAGGAAAGUGGAUAUCUUAGAACACUUUCUGGGAGAUCUGAAGAAGUUGCUGUUAGACCUGAAUGACAAGAUCAGAAACACAUGCUACUCACUGAUCAUGAGAUAUGCCCGCCAAGUACCAAGGUCUGCUGUACAGUUCCUCGGCAGCUUUCUCCAGUGUUUGGACAGUGAUCAUUCUGACAUCAUCACAAGUGCUCUAAAAAAUCUGCCAGAGUUCUGUGUCCUUUGUCAAGACCAUGCAGAUGUGCUGCUACAGAAGGCUUUCCUGGUGGGCACCACUACAUCAAUAGAGACCAGUACUUACAUCAUAGAGGCUUUGCAAACCCUUAACCUGGAGACAACCUUAGUGGUCAACAAGUUAGAUAGUUGAUGUAUGGAAAGAUGCUCAUUGCCAACAGACAAUUGACCUACAGUGCUUGUUUUGAGAAUGACAUUCAUCUCUAAAAAGAUACAAAUGUUUCAUCCUAUUCUGGUGACAACACUUGUCAUCACACAAGCAAGUUCAAGAGUCAGUUGUUAGAUCCGAUUUUGGGAAGAUGUUUAUGGGCAAGACUUGCUGAUGUGUAGUUACUCAGUCUAGGAACCAUUCCCAUCCUCAAUACUGGGCACAUAUGGAAUCCACACUUCGUCUGUUUUGUCAAAUAUUGUAUCAAGAUAAAGUUCUAACUUUACAACCUGGAACAGAUGUGGCAUUUUGGAUACAAAUCUUGACAUUUUGAACGGAGAGGACUUAUAUAGGCUUAUGCCUGCUGUCCGAUCCUAUUAAUGCAAUUUGUUUUUGUAUUAAUAAAAUAUUUUGAAACAGAAAACAUUUUGAACACUAAUCAUGACCGAGUCUAUUGGAAAUGCUUUUUUUACCAUAAACAAUGUCUAUACUAUACAACAGAGAAGUCUGCUAUGGAUUUGUGGGCACUACUGCUUUCUUUGACAUAGUCUGAAAGUUACUUAAAUAUAAAAAUUCUAUAUUUUUAUAUGAAGAAAUUUGUCAAAAGAAAUUCAGUUGAAAAGUGCUAUGAAGAACAAGUGCAUGUAAUGCAUGAAAUAUUUUGUCAUUAAGUCUACAUUAAUGAAUAAAUUGAUAUUAAAUAAUUCA
Ylistrum balloti is the source of this 7011-nucleotide messenger RNA. RefSeq names its product integrator complex subunit 1-like. The record is from RefSeq and is a predicted model, not a curated record. Gene Ontology annotation, biological process: U2 snRNA 3'-end processing. Bases 1 to 6288 code for a protein of 2095 amino acids. The transcript has 46 exons. Lineage: Eukaryota; Metazoa; Mollusca; Bivalvia; Pectinida; Pectinidae. Gene Ontology annotation, cellular component: integrator complex.